UCUAACCCAAACCAGAUCUAACACAACCCAUUUCCGUCCCUACAUCUGAUCUUGAGCCUUCACUACUAGUUUAUUCACGUGUUUCGCUUCCCUUGCUUGUCUGCAAAAGAAGAAGUCUCUUGUUGCUAGCUGUUGCAAGCUACCUUCUCCUCGUCCAUGGCGUGCACGUGCAUUAACCUAAAUCUCAACUUAGACGGUAACAGUUGCCUGAGUGUGCUGUGGGCAUCUCUGCGACUGUGCAGGCCAAAAUCUGGCAUCCAGAAGUUGGAAAAGGAAAUAACAAUAUUGAGAGCCAAAAGGGACGACAUCAAGAACCAGAUCGACCAGGCGGAGCGCGAGGGGAGAAUUCCGACCAACCAAGUGAGCCAGUGGCUACUGGAGGUGGAGAUGUUGGAAGGCCAAGUGGCUGAUAUCGAACAGGAUUUCCAAAGCAUCAGUUACUUCAGUUGCAAUUGCUUCAAUCCAACUGGCGGCGCCAGCACGACGAGUCAAACACAGCAAGCAGGAGAUCAGGUUCCUAUCAGAGAGUCAUCAAAUUGCUGCUCCAUCAUUCGAAGAGUGGCAAAGAAGCUCGGCGAGGCUAAUGAAUUGAUGAGCCGAGCUGGUGCACUGGAUCCGAUUGCCACAGUUGGGCCUCCGGAACCCACCGUGAUGCUUCCCAUCUCACACCAACCGCCUGUUGGGAUCGAGUCGUAUGUGGAGGACAUUGUGGGCUACAUCAAUGGUGGAGAAGGCAACAUCAUAGGCAUCUACGGAAUGGGCGGUGUCGGUAAGACCACCAUGUUGAAGAGCAUCCAGCAACACUAUCUUCCUAAGCAUACCAUAUUUGAUCGCGUCAUUUGGGUUGUGGCUUCCAAAGACUGGCAAUUGAAAAAGCUCCAGAUGGAUAUUGCUAAGAGUUUAGAACUGAUGACACUGAAGGAGAGUGACAAUGAACGAACUUGUGGUGAUAAGUUAUUUAGCUACUUGAAGAACAAGAAUUGCUUGUUGCUUCUGGAUGACAUUUGGGAACUUAUGGAUCUUCAACUGUUGGGGAUGGCACACUCGGCCACUGAGCAAGGCCAGCAUCAGCAACAACCACGCAAAGUCGUGGUGUUCACAACCCGCAGCGAGACAGUGUGUACACAAAUGAAAGCAGACAAGAAAAUCAAAGCCAAAUGCCUGGAUCCAGAUCAAGCAUGGCGACUCUUUGAGCAGAAUAGCGAUAAGAAGUUUCUCAGCUCAGAUGGUGGAAUUAAUUUCGUUGCUCAAGAACUUGCUAAAGAAUGUGCUGGUCUUCCGCUAGCUCUUGUCACCGUCGCUCGAGCCAUGUCAGGGAAAAAGUCUUGGGAAGCUUGGAAGGACGCUCUGCAUCAAAUAAGGGAUAAACAUGAGUGGACAACCAUUGAUCUUUCAGAAGAUUCAGUUGUAAUGUAUAAAGCCUUUCAGCUGAGCUACGACAGUUUAGAAAAUGACUCCAUAAGAGAAUGUCUUUUGUGUUGCGCUUUGUGGCCUGAAGAUUAUAAGAUCCACAAAUUUAAGGAGUUGAUACCAUGUUGGAUAGGUUGUGGCAUAAUUCAUGAAUUUAAUGUCAUCAAUGAAGCUUUCACCAAAGGAUGCCCCCAUUUGGAAGCUCUCGUGGCUGCAUCCUUGUUAGAGCAAUGUAAUGAUCAAAAGGACAUUCGUUACUUGGACACAUUUGUAAAGAUGCACGACGUCAUCCGAGACAUGGCACUUUUGAUGGUCUCUGGGUUGAAAGGGAAUGGAAGGAAAUGGAUUGUAAAAGCUGGAAUUGGAUUGAGCCAUUUGCCUAUACAGGAGGCAUGGCAGGAAGAAUGGCAGGAGGCGGAGCGAGCAUCAUUCAUGGACAAUGAGAUUGCAUCGUUACCAGACUAUGGAGCUUCUACUUUUUCAAAACUUUCCAUGUUGUUUCUCCAUGGCAACGAUAGCCUGACAACAAUUCCUCCUAGUUUGUUCCCAAGCAUGCCUCUUUUAACAUACUUGGAUCUCUCUAAAUGUCAUAUAACAAAGCUUCCCAUGGAGAUUUGUAGGUUAACUGAGCUGCAAUAUUUAAACUUGUCCAAGAAUCCUAUUACCAGACUGCCGGCCAAGUUUGGUUGUCUCUGCAAAUUAGAGUACUUGCUUCUAAGGAAAACUGAAAUUAAGAGUGUACCUAGCGGGACGAUAUCCAAGUUAUCAAUGCUCAGGUGGUUGGAUAUAAGACGAGCUUUCCCUAUACGUGGUUGCUUGAAGAAUGGGCGGAAAAUAAUAGGAAUGCGUCCAAUAUCUGAGUGGUGGUGGGAUGAGCUGAAAUGUUUCAGAGGACGCCACAAAUUAAGUGUGGCAAUUGUCAUCAAUGUGACAACUGCUAACAUUAAGCGACUGAACAUGCUACCAAAUGUCUCCAUAUGGAACCUCACCAUGGAGGGAGGGAAUUUUUUACAACUCCAAACCCUCCAUCUUGGCACUCUACAAUGGAGCUGCAACGUAAGUGACAACCUUGAGUCUCUGAGUUUUAAAAAUGUCGCAGUAGACAAAUUAAUGUUGACUGCAGGCGUGGGUCGUGAAUCAAGUUUCGGAUGUUUAAAGACUCUCCAUUUUUAUAACCUAAGAAAAUUGGAAAAUAUUUCAUUGAAUGGAGUUGGGCUCUGCAACCUUCGUGAACUAUGUAUUCAUUCAUGCUCCAUGUUGAAGGAUGUUUCAUGGGUUCUACAGCUACCAUGCCUUAAUCUUCUAAAGAUAAGUCGGUGUUUUGAAAUGAAAGAAGUAAUCAGUAACGUAGGGAACACCAACUCUAGCUCUAGCAUCCAGCGGUUGAGUUUGUCUCUCGUACCGAACCUCAAUUGCAUUGCACACCAACCACUCUAUUUUCCCUACUUGGAAUAUGUACAUGUGUACAAAUGCCCAAUAUUUAAAAAAUUACCAUUUGAGGUUGAAAUAUUGAAAAGCAGAUUAAAAGAGAUUAGAGGUGUUCAAACUUGGUGGGACAACUUGGAGUGGGACGACGAGAGCAAUAAGAAUUUGCUCACCCCUCUUUUUAUUCCUUUUAUUGAAAGUUUUGACUGAUCCUGGUUUAGGACCAAGUUCGAAAAGAAGCAUCGACCUUUUGGGCAAGGAGGCUGCAGGGUGUUCAUUGUUCUGAUCUUUGUAGACGGUCGAAUUGUUGGAUUCUUUGACGGGUUCAGCAUGUAUCUAAAUUUGAUUGAUGACUCCUAGCUAGUUAAUUGGACACCUCUGUAGUAUUUUAAGAUGUGAUCAUCAAUUCUGUCUUCUGCACUUUACUUCCUCAUGAACUAGUAUCAUUCAC
Messenger RNA from Zingiber officinale, 3286 nucleotides. RefSeq names its product probable disease resistance protein At1g61300. The coding region runs from base 157 to 3045 and encodes 962 amino acids. Gene Ontology annotation, molecular function: protein binding; ATP hydrolysis activity; ADP binding. NCBI's taxonomy places the organism in Eukaryota, Viridiplantae, Streptophyta, Magnoliopsida, Zingiberales, Zingiberaceae. The record is from RefSeq and is a predicted model, not a curated record. The transcript is spliced from 3 exons.